AUGGGUCUUACACCACAGAGAGAUGCUUACAGAUGUUCUCCUCUCAGGCAGAUCAAUAUCCCGCUCCCAUCCCAUCCUGCUUCCUGCAACUCUUUGUCCACUGUAGGGAAACCGUUGGAUGACAUAUGCAGCACUGUCCCAGUGAAAGUGGAGCCUGAGAGGCAUCCUGUGUAUCAUGACGAUGCCAUGUCUGAGUCCAUACAAGCUGUGCAGGGGCAGUACAGAGAUACUCUGCAUCCUAUUGUGAGGGAGGGCUUGAUUUUACAUCCCAGACUGCAGCAACCAGAACCUUCUUCACAAGGGCUUAUAAGAGCAACUGAGAGCACAUCUGAGUCACACUCACACAACCAAGAGCAUAUUCUUAAUAAGAACAGAUUGAAAACAAAGAGGAUGGUAAAUGUUUGGAGAGCUGUAGCAAACCAAAAAGUGCUAAUCUGCUCAUUGUGUGGAAAGAGCUUCCACCGCCAGUGUCAACUUGAAGUUCACCAGCACAUUCAUGUUGGAGUCAAACCAUACAGAUGUCUUGAGUGUGGGAAAGGUUUUACUAAAAAAAAAGACUCAAGUCACAUCAGUGUUCACACGGGUGAGCGACCUUUCAGUUGCAGACUCUGUGGCAAGAUGUUUGCAAGGCAGGACCACUGCCAAAGACAUGAGUGAUUUCACAGUGGAAUAAAUGCAAUUUAGUUGUGUGCAGUGUGGUAAAAGUUUCACAAUUCUCAGUAACCUCAAAAUAUAUUUUUUUAAAUCAAUGUACAUUUGCAAAUGUAAGAUUAUGCUUUUCAGUGUUUUCUUCAGCAUUGUACAGUUAAUGAACUGUUCAUGUUGAUUGUUGAGCCGUUCAACUGUACUGAGAUUAGCAGGUUUAGGUUUCCAAUAUGUCAUUGGUUUCUACAUUAUGAAUCAAGUAUUGAAUCAAGUAUUUCUACAUUAUGAAUUGCUUUGCGCAUGAUCUCCUGUAGUUACGGUUCAUUUCCGUAGCAUGUUCUAUCAUGUCACUUUUGUAGCAUGAUCGUAGCAGCAGUUCGAGUUCGUGCAUUUUGCGAUUAAAAAUAAAAGUUUACAUUUGAUGAUUGCAUCGUAAAACAUCUUUAACAUUUCUACAAAGACUUUGCAGUGUAAGUGCAAUGCAACGAAAUGUGAAACUGUACUUUUUGUCAGUCACUGUCAGUGAACUGCUUUAUUUGUUUACGGCUAGUUGAAUUUUUGCCACACAGUUCGACUGCCAGCUAAAUUGACUAUAGUCCAAUAUUGGACUAAAGGAGCCUAACGUUACUCCUUAUUCCAAGGACCUUACAUGUUCUGUUUAAAGGGCGAAUUGGCUCUGGAAGCCAAAACAGCCAAAUGCUCCAUCUAAACGUGAAUCGAUUCUCAAUUACGGUACGGUUCUAUACUGAACAAAAAUGUAAACACAACAUGUAAAGUGUUGGUCCCAUGUUUCAUGAGCUGAUAUAAAAUAUCCCACAAAUGUUCCAUAUGCACAAAAAGCUUAUUUCUCAAAAAAAUGUUGCACACAUUUGUUUACAUCCAUGUUAGUGAGCAUUUCUCAUUUGCCAAGAUAAUCCAUCCACCUGACAGGUGUGGCAUAUCAAGAAGCUGAUUAAACAGCAUGAUCAUUACACAGGUGCACCUUGUGCUGGGGACAAUAAACGGACACUCUAAAAUGUGGUGUUUUGUCACAUAACACAAUGCAACAGAUGUCUCAAGUUUUGAGGGAGUGUGCAAUUGGCAUGCUGACUGCAGGAAUGUCCACCAGAGCUGUUGCCAGAGAAUGUAAUGUUAAUUUCUCUACCAUAAUGUCGUUUUAGAGAAUUUGGCAGUACGUCCAACCGGCCUCACAAACACAGACCACAUGUAACCACUCCAGCCCAGGACCUCCACAUCCGGCUUCUUCACCAGCUGAUAAAACUGUGGGUUUGCACAACCAAAACAUUUCUGCACAAACUGUCAGAAACCGUCUCAGAGAAGCUCAUCUGCAUGCUCCUCGUCCUCACCAGGGUCUUGAGCUGACUGCAGUUCGGCGUAGUAACCGACUUCAGCGGACAAAUGCUCACCUUCGAUGGCCACUGAGCAUGCUGGAGAUGUGUGCUCUACCCGGAUAAAUCCCGGUUUCAACUGUACCGGGCAGAUGGCAGACAUAUGGCGUUGUUUGGGCGAGCGGUUUGCUGAUGUCAAUGUUGUGAACAGAGUGCCCCAUGGUGGCGAUUGGGUUAUGGUAUGGGCAGGCAUAAGCUAUGGACAACGAACACAAUUGCAUUUUUAUCAAUGGCAAUUGAAUGCACAGAGAUACCGUGACGAGAUCCUGAGGCCCAUUGUCGUGCAUUCAUCCGCCGCCAUCACCUCAUGUUUCAGCAUGAAAAUGCACUGCCCCAUGUUGCAAGGAUCUGUACACAAUUCCUGGAAGCUGAAUAUGUCCCAGUUUCUCCAUGGCCUGCAUACACACAAGACAUGUCACCCAUUGAGCAUGUUUGGAAUGCUCUGGGUCGACGUGCACGACAGCAUAUUCCAGUUCCCGCCAAUACCCAGCAACUUCGCACAGCCAUUGAAGAGGAUUCUACAGGCCACAAUCAACAGCCUGAUCAACUCUAUGCGAAGGAGAUGUGUCACGCUGCAUGAGGCAAAUGGUGGUCUCACCAGAUACUGACUGGUUUUCAGAUCCACGCCCCUAUUUUUCUAAAAAGGUAUCUGUGACCAUCAGAUGCAUAUCUGUAUUCCCAGUCAAGUGAUAUCUAUAGAUUAGGGCCUGAUGAAUUUAUUUCAAUUCACUAAUUUCCUUAUAUGAACUUUAACUCAGUAAAAUCAUAGAAAUUGUUGCAUGUUGCGUUUAUAUUUUUGUUCAGUGUAGAAACAUAAAUCCCUUUACUUUCAUAUCACAUCAAAAUAAUUUCACAAAUGCAAAAUAUUAAUUUACUGUACACUGUUUUAACUGGUUUUAACGCCAUUGCAGUCGACACACACAGGUAUUCGGAGACGCAGAUAGCUAAUUAGCACAGGUAGUCCACUCUGUCUUCUGUCUGUUUUUCAUAAACAAGUGCUGUAACAUGGAAAUAUGGCCGUGUGGGAACCCUAUAAAGUUGUGUAUCCAUUUUUGUAUUUAUUAUUUCUAGCCAAUAUGAAAGAUAAGGUCCUUAUGCAUCCAAAACAUUGCUGCAAGCGAUGCGUGUUAAUGUUCAGACUGAGCGUUGCGGCUCUUAACAUAACUCCCCCCUGCAGAAGACGCCUUUUUUAUUUUAUUUUAUUUAUUUCACCUUUAUUUAACCAGGUAAGCCAUUUGAGAACAAGUUCUCAUUUACAACUGCGACCUGGCCAAGAUAAAGCAAAGCAGUGCGAUAAAAACAACAACAACACAGAGUUACAUAUGGGGUAAAACAAAACAUACAGUCAAUAACACAAUAGAAAAUCUAUAUACUGUGUGUGCAAAUGUAGUAAGUUAUGGAGGUAAGGCAAUAAAUAGGCCAUAGUGCAAAAUAAUUACAAUUUAGUAUUAACACUGGAGUGAUAGAUGUGAAGAAGAUGAUGUGCAAAUAGAGAUACUGGGGUGCAAAUGAGCAAAAUAAAUAACAAUAUGGGGAUGAGGUAGUUGGGUGGGCUAAUUACAGAUGGGCUGUGUACAGGUGCAGUGAACGGUAAGCUGCUCUGACAACUGAUGCAUAAAGUUAGUGAGGGAGAUAAGAGUCUCCAGCUUCAGAGAUUUUUGCAGUUCGUUCCAGUCUUCAUCCAAUGACUUCCCGGCUGAGCCAUUGUUGCUCCUAGCCUUCAUCCAAUGACUCUUAUGUGUAAUGGAAUGGAACUGAGAGUCAUGAUCAAGGGCUAGGCUGACUAUGUGCAGAGCCUUUUGUAACAUAAGCAGUGGUGUGUAUUCAUGGAUGCCAAGAGAAGCCAGGCUUCCCCCCCAAAAUUGACCAAGUAAAAAAGUCAUUUAUAUUUUGUCUCUGUGUUUUCAUAAUUUUCCUUCAAUUCGCAAGAGGCUGAACGUACACCAAAUGACCAAAAGUAUGCGGACACUAGAUAAUAAUAAUAAUAACUAGAUGUUGGAACAUUGAUGCGGGGACUUGCUUCCAUUCAGCCACAAGAGCAUUAGUGAGGUCGGGCACUGAUGUUGGCCGAGUAGGCCUGGCUCGCAGUCGGCGUUCCAAUUCAUUCCAAAGGGGUUCGAUGGGGUUGAGGUCAGGGCUUUGUGCAGGCCAGUCAAGUUCUUCCACACCGAUCUCGACAAACCAUUUCUGUAUGGACCUCUCUUUGUGCACGGGGGCAUUGUCAUGCUGACACAGAAAAGGGCCUUCCCCAAACUGUUGCCACAAAGUUGGAAGCACAGAAUUAUCUAGAAUGUCAUUGUAUGCUGUAGCGUUAAGAUUUCCCUUCACUCGGUAGUGAGUGUUGCAACCGAGGACAGACGAAUUUUAUGCGCUACGCACUUCAGCGGUCCUGUUCUUGUGUGGCCUAUGACUUCCCGGCUGAGCCAUUGUUGCUCCUAGACGUUUCCACUUCACAAUAACAGCACUUACAGUUGACUGGGGCAGCUCUAGCAGGGCAGAAAUUGUACGAACUGACUUGUUGAAAAGGUGGCAUCCUAUGAUGGUGCCACAUUGAAAGUCACAGAGCUCUUCAGUAAGGCUAUUCUACUGCCAAUGUUUGUCUAUAGAGAUUGCAUGGCUGUGUGCUCGGUUUUAUACACCUGUCAGCAACGGGUGUGGCUGAAAUAGACGAAUCCACAUACUUUUGUGUAUAUUACCCAUGUCCUUGUUCAGCCAUGACUCAGACAAGUAUAGUAUAUUACAGUUCUUAAUGUCCCGUUGAUAAGAAAGUCUUGAAGCUCUUCCAGUUUAUUCUCCAGCGAUUGCACAUUCGCCAAUAGAACAGAGGGUAGAGGCGAUUUAUUCAUUCGCCGCCAUAGUCUCAUCAGGGUGCCCGCGCGCCGGCCUCUAUAGCACUGUCUUCGCCUGCUUCAAGUGUUGGGGAUUAGGGCCUGGUCCGGGAUAAACAAUAUGUAUUUCGCCUCCAACUCAUUGAAGUAGAAGUUCUCAUCCAUAUUGAGGUUAGUGAUAGCUGUUCUGAUGUCCAGAAGCUCUUUUCGGUCAUAGAAAAUGAUGAAGGAAACAUUAUGUUCAAAAUAAGUUAAGAUCAACGCAGAAAAAUACACAAAAUAGCACAAUUGGUCAGGAGCCUGUAAAACGGCCACCAUUCCUUCCGGGGCCAUUCUUCCAUCUUCAUACUGUAUGCACAUACUGUAGGUUAACUUGAGUGUACUAGUCUGGAAUGCAUUAAAAUCAGUUCAUUUCAGUCUUUGGAUUGAAGUCUCUGACUAUUAACUAUUAAUCUGACUAUUAAUUAUACUGCCUGAAAAAAUCAGCCUGGGCCUAUAACCGCCCCACUAAGAUUCAGGGCUACUCAGAAAACGGAUCCUCCCAUACUCCGCUCUCUCUCGCACGCGCUCUAGCUCUCUCUCAAAUUAGUUUUAAUCAAUCUGCAAAGAGUUGUCAAUUUAUACUCAAGUAUGGAAAUCUCAGGUAUCCCAUCACAUGCAUAACCAUGGUAUUGUUAAGGAUGAGCAAGCAAAUGUAAUAACUUCUUAUGAGCAUUGCCUAGUGAUGUUUUGUCAUUAUUUGUAUCAACUCCAUAAACCGAUGCAUUUUCUGUUUUUUAUUCGUUUUUGUGAAUAAACUUCUUCUGCAGAGAACUAAUUGUCUUAUUUUUGUUUUCAGACUGAUUUCACAGAAAUAGCUCCAUAUAUGGGCAUUUAUUAGAAAGUUUACGGUUACCCUUUCUGUCGUCAUUUCCGUUAUCCAUCGUUCCGAAAGAGAACAUAUUUUUUCACAAUCCGUGCUGAUUGCCAGCUGUACAGUUGUUGAAACAAUUCUGCUAUAAAUAUUUCACAGAGGCACUUGCAUUGCAUAUUCGUUUUUGUGUAACAACGGUCAUUUUAUUUGAAGAACAAUGUCUAACACUGUUUCUUUCAGUACACAAAUAGCUGCAAUCAUGGAUGUGCUAGCAAAGGCAGCUGUUGCAGAAAUAACCAAACUUGUAGACGAGGGCACUGUCGUGCUACGGCUUGAAAUGUGUCGGAAAGAAAAUGAGAUAGAAGGCCUUCAAAAUAGUGUACAGCUGAUGGAAAGAGAAUUGAGGAAAGCUCAAAGGGAAGUAGCAGCACGAGUGGCAAAUUACAGGCAACAUGCUGAGGGAAUUCAGGUUGGAAGUGGGACUCUACAAAAAGGUGAGGCGAGCUGACUUAUUGCUAUCAUGUCAGGUUAUGUUGCACUGUUCAAGGUUUUGUUUGAUUGCUUAUUAUGGGUUCACAGCUGUGAAACAUUGUUAUUCUCUAUUCAUUUUUUCUUGACUUUUUUUAUUUAAAUUUUUUAAAAAAUUGUCAUUUAGCAGACGCUCUUAUCCAGAGCGAUUUACAGUUAGUGAAUGCAUACAUUUUCAUACUGCCCCCCCGUGGGAAACGAACCCACAACCCUGGCGUUGCAAGCGCCAUGCUAUACCAACUGAGCUACAGGGGACUAUUAUCAAAUAACUCAAGCAUAAAUUAACUUUUUUUUCUAAUUUGGCACACAGAAACUAAAAUCCAUGAGUAGCUUGGUCUAAAGAAAUGGCACAGAUUGGCGUGUAGGGGGAUUGGCAUAUAGGGGGCCCUGUUAUAAGUAGUCUCACUUAAACCCACAUCCGUCGCCCCGUUAAACCUAUGAGAUUCCCUUAACACACCACCUUCAUGCAGCUACGACCAGAAGUGACUUUUUCGUAGCUGGUUAGGAGCAUUAACGUAGCAGGUUAGGAUAAUUGGGUUAGGGUUAGCUAAAAUGCUAUCCUAACCUGUACGAAAAAUCACUUCCGGUCAUAGAUGGUGUGUUUUUAGGGAGACACUGAACUUUUUCCUUCCUUGUGCUGAACAAAUUUGCCUCAAGGACCCUGAAGGUCCGUCAGGAUAGAUUUUCAUCCAUUUAUUAUUAUUAUUAUGAUUAAUUUCUCAAAUAACACCAAAUUCGGUAUGUAGGCCCAUGGUACAUCUCUUAACUUAGUUUAAGAAAAGCUAAGGGUUGGUUAAGAGAUGGCUGAGGUAUUGAUAAAACAGGAAAUUCGAUUUUACGUGUUCUUUGUAAAUCCACUCCACAAAGACUUUACCAUGAUGAACCAUGUUAAGUUGGGCUUUGAUACUGUAUGUUAAGUAAGUAAACAUACUUAAAUAAGUAAACUAUUAACAAUUCGCUUUUUUGACUAUGCAACACUAAUGCUUAAUAUAAUCAUAAAAAAUUGACUUCUCAUGGACUAAAAGUCAGAUUCACUCCAAAUGUGGUCUUUGGACUCAACACAAUAACAUCAAAAUAAAAAUCAAAUAAAAAUUAUGUUGCUGCAUUUAAAGACGGCCACACUAUACCAGUAGAUGCAUAUUAGCACAUACGCUAAUAUGCUAAUAUGUAAACAACGGGUUGGCUGGGACUCAUUAAAGUCCCGUAGAUCACUUCAUUUUUUUAUUUCACCUUUAUUUAACCAGGUAAGCCAGUUAAGGACAAGUUCUCAUUUACAACUACGACCUGGCCAAGAUAAAGCAAAGCAGUGCGAUUUAAAAACAACAACAGAGUUACAUAUGGGGUAAAACAAAACAUAAAGUCAAAAAAAUACAACAGAAAAUAUAUUGUGUGCAUAUGUAGCAAGUUAUGGAGGUACGGCAAUAAAUAGGCUAUAGUGCAAAAUAAUUACAAUUAGUAUUAACACUGGAAUGAUAGAUGUGCAAAUAGAGAUACUGGGGUGCAAAUGAGCAAAAUAAAUAACAAUAUAGGGAUGAGGUAGUUGGGUGGGCUAAUUUCAGAUGGGCUGUGUACAGGUGCAGUGAUCGGUAAGGUGCUCAGACAACUGAUGCUUAAAGUUAGUGAGGGAGAUGAGUGUCUCCAGCUUCAGAGAUUUUUGCAAUUCGUUCCAGUCAUUGGCAGCAGAGAACUGGAAGGAAUGGCGGCCAAAGGAGGUGUUGGCUUUGGGGAUGACCAGUGAGAUAUACCUGCUGGAGCGCAUACUACGGGUGGGUGUUGCUAUGGUAACCAAUGAGCUAAGAUAAGGCGGGGAUUUGCCUAGCAGUGAUUUUAUAGAUGGCCUGGAGCCAGUGGGUUUGACGACGAACAUGUAAUGAGGACCAGCCAACAAGAGCGUACAGGUCACAGUGGUGGGUAGUGUAUGGGGCUUUGGAGACAAAACGGAUGGCACUGUGAUAGACUACAUCCAAUUUGCUGAGUAGAGUGUUGGAGGCUAUUUUGUAAACUACAUCGCCAAAGUCAAGGAUCGGUAGGAUAGUCAGUUUUACGAGGGCAUGUUUGGCAGCAUGAGUGAAGGAGGCUUUGUUGCGAAAUAGGAAGCCGAUUCUAGAUUUAACUUUGGAUUGGAGAUGCUUAAUGUGAGUCUGGAAGGAGAGUUUACAGUCUAACCAGACACCUAGGUAUUUGUAGUUGUCCACAUAUUCUAAGUCAGACCCGUCGAGAGUAGUGAUUCUAGUCGGGCGGGCGGGUGCCAGCAGCGUUCGAUUGAAGAGCAUGCAUUUAGUUUUACUAGUGUUUAAGAGCAGUUGGAGGCUACUGAAGGAGUGUUGUAUGGCAUUGAAGCUCGUUUGAAGGUUUGUUAACAGUGUCCAAUGAAGGGCCAGAUGUAUACAAAAUGGUGUCGUCUGCGUAGAGGUGGAUCUGAGAGUCACCAGCAGCAAGAGCGACAUCAUUGAUAUACACGGAGAAAAGAGUCGGCCCAAGAAUUGAACCCUGUGGCACCCCCAUAGAGACUGCCAGAGGUCCAGACAACAGGCCCUCUGAUUUGACACAUUGAACUCUAUCUGAGAAGUAGUUGGUGAACCAGGCGAGGCAGUCAUUUGAGAAACCAAGGCUAUUUAGUCUGCCAAUAAGAAUGCGGUGGUUGACAGAGUCGAAAGCCUUGGCCAGGUCGAUGAAGACUGCUGCACAGUACUGUCUAUUAUCGAUCGCGGUUAUAAUAUCGUUUAGGACCUUGAGCGUGGCUGAAGUGCACCCAUGACCAGCUCGGAAACUGGAUUGCAUAGCGGAGAAGGUACGAUGGGAUUCGAAAUGGUCGGUGAUCUGUUUGUUAACUUGGCUUUCAAAAACUUUCGAAAGGCAGGGCAGGAUGGAUUACUCCCUUUUUGUUUAGAAAGCUCUACUAUACAAGCUUCUGACUUAACUUCAUUGUUAAAGUAUAAAAACAUGAGAUACCAAACCUGUUCACAGGGUUGGUUAACUCUUGAGAUUCCUCGGGUCUCCACCAAACUAGGUAAAUCCGCUUUUAGUUUUAAUGCUCCACAUUUUUGGAAUCACUUGCAAAAUUCAUUACAUUUGGAUUCCCUGGUGCCACUGGGGCAGUUUAAAACCCUGAUGAUAAAUGAGUUCACCGAGGUGUGCAAUAGUUUUGAUUGACUUUAAUAAUGUGUUGGUGAUGUUUGAUGUUCUAAUGUAAUGUUUUUGUUAUUCUAUCUUGUGUCUUGUAGUUUUAUAUUUUAUUUUAUGUCCUCAGGGCACCAUUUGAAAAUGAGACCCUGGUCUCAGUUGGGCUCCCCUGAUUAAAUAAAUAAAUGCAAAAAAGUAUUCAAAUAUUUUUCUCGUGAACCAUAGGACCAAAUGACACCAAAUGUAGAAUAUAGGCCCAUGGUACAUGUCUUAACAUUGUCUUAGUUUGAGAAAAGCUAAGGGAUUGGUCAAAAGAUGGCUGAGUUAUUGACAAAUCAAUAAUCCGAUUUUACAUGUCCAUUAAUAAAACCACUGUAAAUCCACUCCACAGUGGCCUAUAAACUUAACUUUUCAUCCCUAUCAUGGACGUCCCUAAGAUGAACCACACUGAAUUUGGUAUUGAUAUCUCAAAAAACAAGGAAACUAUUAACUCAUUCUUUGCAUAUGACUCCCGAGUGGCGCAGUGGUCUAAGGCACUGCAUCGCAGUGCUAGCUGUGCCACUAGAGAUCCUGGUUCGAGUCCAGGCUCUGUCGCAGCCGGCCGCAACCGGGAGACCCAUGGGCGGCGCACAAUCGGUCCAGCGUCGUCCAAGGUAGGGGAGGGUUUGGCCGGCAGGGAUGUGGGUUUGUUUCCCACUGGGGGCCAGUAUGAAAAAAAAUAAAACUUAUGCAUUCACUAACUGUAAGUCGCUCUGGAUAAGAGCAUCUGCUAAAUGACUCAAAUGUAAAUAUGUAACGCUAACGCUCAAAUUCAUCUGCAAUAAUCUUCUCAUGAAUCAUAUGUCAGAUGAACUCCAGAUUUUGUUUUUAGAGUCAUUGAAUUAACCGCUAAUGAAUUUGAGAAUGAUUAGUUGCUGCAUUUAAAGUUGACAACACUACACCACUACCAGGCACCAUAUCACAUCAGGGCUAUAAGAACUGAACCGAUGGGCAUGGGGCCAUGACAUUUUGUAUGUAAACCUUAUGUAUAUGUCCUUUAGAAGCUGUGUGAAUAUGAAGUCACUGCAACCUUAGAUGGCUGCACCAGACCAGUUGGUGGCACUAUAGAUGUCAAUGGCACCAUAGGAUACUAAAGCAAUAACUAUUGAUCAAGUGGAUUUUGUCUCAUGCAAAUUAAUUUUAGAUUUAAAUAAUGCAGACAAACAAUGUGAAAUAUUGUGAUUAGUAUAUCAGUAUGAUCACAUUGGUGUGCUAUUAUGUGGUCUGAACGUAGUGAAAAGUGGAUAUUUUAUUCUGAAAAAUGUAAAACCUUAAGUCCUGCCGUUUGCGCAGUCCUGCCGUUUGCGCAGUCAGCGACUAAGUGCAAUCAGUGAAAGUAUUACCAUGUUUAUCUCUCAAUACCACAAUGACGCAAGUGAACUUUAGUCUAGUGCUGUAAGUUGGUUAUCUUUGAAUGCAGCAGGUAAUCAUUCUUAAAGUCAUUACUUAAUGUAUUGAGUUUAUAUACCAAUUCUGAGGUCAAUUUGACUGGUUUAUGUUAAGUUUUGUGAAAUAUUUUCAGCAUUAGUGUAUUGGUAUAUUGCGGUAAUCUUUGAAUUCUGGGACUUUAUUAUGUCAAUCUGUUUGUGUAAAUUAUUUUAAUCUCAGUUGGUACACUCCACAUUAGUGUUCCAAAAUACUUCAAUACACUCUCACAGCUGUAAUACUUGGUUUGUUAUCCAACUGGUCUUGUGUACUUUCUGUCAUCCUGUGAACUCCGUUCAUUGCUGCUCGCAGCUAUAUUUAGACUUUUUAUCAUUUCUAGCAAUUACAUAAACCGUCUACUCUACUUCCAGGUGAUGACAAGAACCAACAAGCCCAAGCCAUGCCUGUAGAGGACCCAGUAGAGAGCUUCAAUGAGCUGCAGAGGUCUGGACACCUUGAAGAGGCGAGGGGUGGAAUGGAGUUUCUGGUGAAAGCAGAGCAGGUGGAAGAACAUGUAGCCCAGGGAACCAUACAAGACCCAGGAAUCACAGACAGUGUAGACUUUAUAAUGGAUGAGAGAGAUAGUCAGCUGUGGUCCUCUGUUACACAAGGACUAAGUGGGAAUAAUUCUGGUCACCCAGAUGGGUCUUACACUACAGAGAGAUGCUUACAGAUGUUCUCCACUCAGGCAGAUCAAUAUCACAAUCCCAUCCCAUCCCCUCCUUCCUGCAACUCUUUGUCCACUGUAGGGAAACCGUUGCAUGACAUAGUCAGCACUGUCCCAGUGAAAGUGGAGCCUGAAAGGCAUCCUGUGUAUCAUGACGAUGCCAUGUCUGAGUCCAUACAAGCUGUGCAGGGGCAGUACAGAGAUACUCUGCAUCCUGUUGUGAGGGAGGGCUUGAUUUUACAGCCCAGGCUGCAGCAACCAGGACCUUCUUCACGAGGGCUCAUAAGAGCAACUGAGAGCACAUCUGAGUCACACUCACACAACCAAGAGCAUAUUCUUAAUAAGAACAGAUUGAAAACAAAGAGGAUGGUAAAUGUUUGGAGAGCUGUAUCAAACCAAAAACUGUUUAUCUGCUCAUUGUGUGGAAAGAGUUUCCACCGCCAUUGUCAACUUGAAGCUCACCAGCACUCUCAUGCUGGAGUCAAACCAUACAGAUGUCUUGAGUGUGGGAAAAGUUUUACUCAGAAAAAAAGACUCAAGUCACAUCAGAGUGUUCACACGGGUGAGAGACCUUUCAGUUGCAGACUCUGUGGCAAGAUGUUUACAAGGCAGGACAACUGCCAAAGACAUGAGCGAUUUCACAGUGGACAAAAGCCAUUUAGUUGUGUGCAGUGUGGUAAAAGUUUCACGGUUCUCAGUAAUCUCAAACUACAUCAAAAACAUCAAUGUAAAUUUGCCGAUGUCAGAAUGUAAGAUUGCAUGUUGUUCAGUGUUUUCCUCAGCAUUGUACAGUUAAUGAACUGUUCAUAUCGAUUGUUGAGCCGUUCAACUGUACUGAGAUUAGCAGGUUUAGGUUUCCAACAUGUCACUGGUUUCUACAUUAUGAAUUAAGUAUUUUCUUUGCCUCACCAAGAGAGCAACAGCUGCAUGAUAGCUUGAAUUUCUUGUGCAUAUUCUCCUGUAGUUACGGUUCAUUUUUAUGAUCAUAGCAGCAGUUCGAGUUAGUGCAUUUUGGGGUUAAAAAUAAAGUUGACAUUUGAUUGCAUUGUAAAACAUCUUUAACAUUUCUUCAAUUACUUUGCAGUUUAAGUGCAAUGCAACGAAAUGUGAAACUGUGCUUUUUGACAACUGUCAAUCAACCGCUGUUUUGUUGCCACACAGUUCGACUGUAAGCUAGGCUGCCUAUGUAACUUAAAUUGCUUGAUUAACAUUAUUGCUUGAGGAUUUUGUACCCGGAUGGGUUUUGACAUUUAAUAAUAGCCUAAUUGUUUCUUCCCGUUGUAGCUACUGUAGGUGUCCACUCCCAAGUGUGACUGUCAGAAGGAUGCUUCAAAAGCUUGUUUUGGCCUGGCAUCUGCGACCUGCUGCUCUAGGCCCGGUUUCCCAGAAGCAUCUAAAGGCUAAGUUCAUCGUUAGAACCUUCGUAAGAGCAUCAUUAAACCUCUGAGCUGUUUCCCAAAACCAUCGUUACCAAAGUUGCACUUAAACGCUCAUUAUUUACCGACUGCCUCAGACCACUGGUAGAACAGCUAAGUGCGUCGUUAGAUGCUUUUUUUGCCAUUCUGUGUCACUUUAAACACACGAUCUCUGCUAAACAUAGAAUCAAGAUGUUUGUCUCUGUGAUCGCAGAUAACUUCAGAACGAAGUUGACUACACAUACAAAGUUGCCAAUGUCUUUGCAAUAGUUACAAACAAGCGAAAUAUAAAGUUGCUUCAAAAGAAAACCGAUGACUGCAUUAAAAGAUAAAUACAGUAGGAUUGUAGGCUUUGGUUAGAUUCAUGGGACCACCCAUACUAAAAAUGUAUGCGCCAUUGGAGGCUGAUGGGAGGACGGCUCAUUGUAAUGACUGGAAUGGAAUUAAUGGAACGGUAUCAAACACAUCAAGCAUACAGUAUGGAAACGACAUGUUUAACUCCGUUCCAAUAAUGCCAUUACUAUGAGCCUGUACUAUAGCUUCUCCCACCAGCCUCCACUCGUAUGCACGCAUGACUGUAAAUCACUUUGGAUAAAAGCGUCUGCUAAAUGGCAUAUCAUUAUAUAUUAUUAUGUUGAAAUCAUGUUCACUCAAUUGAGUUAUAUUUAGCUAAUUGUAGGCUGUCUAAUUUCUGCCUCAAUAUAUUACAUUGUGUAAUAACAACAUGUGCGCAAUGAUGUGCCAAAUGUGAUUUAGUGCAUUGUUAUUGGGUAGGCUAAGCCACCUCAAUAUUUGCAGCCGUGGGUUAUAACAUAUCUUUAGGAGUUGACCCAUCAUUAGUAUUGUGAAAUAAUUCAGCCUGGAAUCAGUCAUACCAAUAUACUUUACGUCAGGGUUCUUCAAUUCCGGUCCUGUAGGGCCGAAACACCUCUGUUUUUCAUCCUCUCCUUCUAAUCGGGCUAAUUCAGACCUGGGACACCAGGUGAGUGCAAUUAACUACCAGGUAGAAAUAAAAAACAGAAGUGUUUCGGCCCUCCAGGACCGGAAUUGAAGAACCCUGCUUUACGUAUUUCUGAGCACCUCCAAAACGUAUGAUAGCUACGGCAGGAACGCCCCGAAUUGCUGGCCGUAAACACACCCUUCUCUGUUGGUCGGGGAGGAUGGGUGGUUGUAAUCCGCGACAGUCUAUCAAUCCAAAGGUUGCAUGUUAGUUUUAUUCUAAACUUAACCCAUUUCACCUAACCUGCUACGUAAGUUCACCUAACCUUUGUCUUUAUAGUUCCCCAAACUGCCAAAGUAGAUUCUCCCCAUAAUUCUUCUUUGUUGUUACAGCGCAACAAGCAAUCUGGUCUCAGAUAAAGACGUGCAAUACUAUACAUCCUUCAAUUCGUAUGCUAUUGUACGACCAGGUAAGACGUAUGAUACUAUACAUCCUCUAAUUCGUAUGACAUUGUACAACCGCUAUUCCAUUCAUAAUGUAACAUAUCAUACUAAAUGGCAUGUUACGGAUUACAUACUGAAUAAUACAAAUUGCCCUGAGACCAUGUUUAAUCAUUCUGAUGUCGAAGGGAAAUUUCACCACUGCUCUAUUUCACUAUACAUUUCCAUUAAUGUUAUUAACGUACAUCCAUACAGUGCAUUCGGAAAGUAUUCAGACCCCUUGAUUUUAUUUACAUAAGUAUUCAGACCCUUGGUUAUGAGACUCGAAAUUGAUCUCAGGUGCAUCCUGUUUCCAUUGAUCAUCCUUGAUGUUUCCACCUGUGGUAAAUUCAAUUGAUUGGACAUGAUUUGGAAAGGCACACGCCUGUCUAUAUAAGGUUCCACAGUUGACAGGGCAUGUCAGAGCAAAAACCAAGACAUGAGGUCGAAGGAAUUGUCCGUAGAGCUCCGAGACAGGAUUGUGUCGAGGCACAGAUCUGGGGAAUGGUAACAAAAAAUGUCUGCAGCAUUGAAGGUCCCCAAGAACACAGUGGCCUCCAUCAUUCUUAAAUGUAAGAAGUUUGGAACCACCAAGACUCUUCCUAGAGCUGGUCGCCCGGCCAAACUGAGCAAUUGGGGGAGAAGUGCCUUGGUCAGGGAGGUGACCAAGAACCUGAUGGCCACUCUGACAGAGCUCCAGAGUUCCUCUGUGGAGAACCUUCCAGAAGGACAACCAUCUGUGCAGCACUCCACCAAUCAGGCCUUUAUGUUAGUGGCCAGACAGAAGCCACUCCUCAGUAAAAGGCACAUGACAGCACGCUUGGAGUUUUACAAAAGGCACCUAAAGGACUCUCAGACCAUGAGAAACAAGAUUCUCUGGUCUGAUGAAACCAAGAUUGAACUCUUUGGCCUGAAUGCCAAGCAUCACGUCUGGAGGAAACCUGGCACCAUCCCUACGGUAAAGCAUGGGGGUGUCAGCAUGCUGUGGGGAUGUUUUUCAGCGGCAGGGACUGGGACACUAGUCAGGAUCGAGGGAAAGAUGAACGGCGCAAAGUACAGAAAGAUCCUUGAUGAAAACCUGCCCAGGACCGCAGACUGGGGUGAAGGUUCACCUUUCAACAGGACAACAACCCUAAGCACACAGCCAAGACAACGCAGGAGUGGCUUCGGGACAAGUCUCUGAAUGUCCUUGAAUGGCCCAGCCAGAGCCCGGAUUUGAAACCAAUUGAACAUCUCUGGAGAGACCGGAAAAUAGCUGUGCAGCUAUGCUCCCCAUCCAACCUGACAGAGCUUGAGAGGAUCUGCAGAAACGACAGGCUUGAAGUCUAAAUUGGAGAAAAAUGAGGUAUUAGUCAGGAGGGGAUGGUGUGGGUGACUGACUGGUGUCUGUUGGGGGCGGGUAUUGUGUGUGUGUGAAGGGUAUUAUGCAUGAUCUAUUGACGGGGGGGGGGGGGGUAUAGUAUGUUUGAGUGUGUAUUGAUGGGGGCAAAGUAGGACAAUGUUGGUUAAUCACUGACUACUGUGUGUCCUACAGACUAAUCCUGCUGCUGAUGACGAUGACACCAGCUUUAGUAGUACUGAGCCUGUAGACCCGCUGCUCAAGCUCAACAUCAUCUGA
Messenger RNA from Coregonus sp. 'balchen', 15948 nucleotides. The record is from the annotation of a GenBank genome assembly. NCBI's taxonomy places the organism in Eukaryota, Metazoa, Chordata, Actinopteri, Salmoniformes, Salmonidae.